Messenger RNA from Anarrhichthys ocellatus (wolf-eel), 4328 nucleotides. RefSeq names its product E3 ubiquitin-protein ligase RNF123-like. Lineage: Eukaryota; Metazoa; Chordata; Actinopteri; Perciformes; Anarhichadidae. Gene Ontology annotation, molecular function: ubiquitin-protein transferase activity. The transcript is spliced from 11 exons. Gene Ontology annotation, cellular component: cytoplasm. The record is from RefSeq and is a predicted model, not a curated record. Bases 396 to 1484 code for a protein of 362 amino acids.
UGGUGAUUGACAGGUCUCUACCAGAGACGUAUACGGCGUCUCUACGUCACUCCUCAAUUGCCAAGAUGGCGACGCCCAAAUCGACAAAUUUAAGGCCUCAUAACAUCAGUCCACAAACAAUGGGUGAUGUCACGAUGACUACGUCUACUUCUUAUAAACAGUCAAUGUCCAUGACUCAAGAACUGAAAUGCUAAUUAUCACAAUUACUGCAUUAAUUCUAGUUUGUGAUUCUCUGCCAACUUUAUUUUAUUUAACCCUUUUCUGAAACUCUUCCCAUUGCUUCACUCUCUCUAGUUCUAGGUUGUUGUUGUUGUUGUUGUUUGGCGCUCAGGGAGACCAAGCUAAUUGGAAUAAAGACUGAUACUCUCGCUCUGUGUCCGUCUGUCCAGGAGAAGAUGCUGGACGUUUACUGGCUGCUGUGUGUUUGUAUUCGGACCAUCGAACACGCCGACAACACCGGCUCUCUGUUCGCCUUUUCUCCGGAGUUCUACCUCAGCGUGGCCAUGAAUGCAUACAGCGCCCUCAAGAACUACUUCAGCCCUGCAAACAGCAUGGAGGAGCUACCAGGCUACGAAGAAACCCUGACGCAACUAGCUGCUAUCCUCGCCAAGCACUUUGCUGAUCCACGUAUAGUGGGAACAGACAUCAAAGACUCUCUGAUGCAGGCUCUCGCCAGCUAUGUCUGUUACCCACAAUCCCUCAGGGCAGUGGAGAGGAUCCCAGAGGAACAACGUGUCGCCAUGAUGAGAAACCUGCUGGCUCCGUACGAACAGAGACCCUGGGCCCAGACCAACUGGAUCCUGGUCAGACUGUGGAGGGGUUGUGGUUUUGGAUACAGAUACACUCGUCUUCCUCACCUGCUGAAAACCAAACCUGAGGACGCCAACCUGCCCAGUCUGCAGAAGCCGUGUCCGUCGCUGCUGCUGCAGAGACACAUGGCGGAGCUGCUGAGCGUGGACAAAGACAUGGCCGCCUCGUUCCUCAACAGCGUCCUGAACCAGCUCAACUGGGCUUUCUCCGAGUUCAUCGGCAUGAUCCAGGAGAUCCAGCAGGCGGCCGAGCGUCCAGAGAGGAACUUCGUGGACACUCGUCAGCUGAAGGUGUGUGCGACCUGCUUCGACCUGUCUGUCAGUCUGCUGCGAGUUCUGGAGAUGACCGUCACUCUGGUUCCAGAGAUCUUCCUGGACUGGUCCCGUCCGUCUGCAGAGCUCCUCCUCAGACGGCUCGCUCAGUUGUUGAACCAGGUGUUGAACAGAGUGACGGCAGAGAAGAACCUGUUUGAUCGAGUGGUCAACUUGAGACUGCCAGGUCUGGAGAGUGUGGACCACUACCCGAUCCUGGUGGCUGUCACAGGCAUCCUGGUUCGAAUCCUGGUGGACGGAGACAGACAGGGCGGCGUCAUCGGGUCCAGUACAAAAACCUGCAGAACUAAUGACAUCAUCCGCCUCAGCCGCGCUGAAAGUGUUUGUGUAACCUUUUUAUAAACUGGACAGCUGCUGUAGCGUGUAAUACACACACACACACACACACACACACACACACACACACCCAACCCUGCUAGAGCUUCAAUAGCGUUACUCAUGCGACACAUGUUGCAGAAGAAGGAGCCGUGACACAAGCAGGUUUCUGAACACAUUCACUGAGCAGUGCAGCUACAGUUCCAUCACUUUUAUUUCAAUUGUUUCCUAAACAGCUCAUUCAAACAUUCGUGGUCAUCAAUUAGAAAAUGAUGAAGACAAUAAUCUUGUUUUGGGACAGUCAGUUAGCCUUUUGAGUCAUACAAACAAACCCUGUAUUACACCAACACAUCUGAAGUCUUACGGUUAUAAAAGCACGUGGCUCGGCAGUUUAAACAGGAGAUGAGGGCAGAAUGUGAUAAGAGCUUAAUUCCCCUUAACAACCUUUGUAGUAACAAAGUACCACGUUCUCUUUUCCUGGGAAGAACUUAAAGCAGCUUCUUGCGAUCGUCGAUGGAGAGAACAUGAACACAGACAUUGGUCCAAAAAAAGUUCGUCAUUUUGUGCAUCAAUCGGGUGUCGGCAACAUUUGAAAGAAACUGUUGACAGUUGUGAUCGUUCUGAUAGCAAUACGUUCUCACUCCAGACUCAUCACGCUUGGACGGGACUCUUUGGCGGCACUUUUCAGGCUGGUGCCAUCCGGCGUUAGCUGUUCCUACGAAAAGUAAUGAGUCUUCAUUCGUAGACAUCCCACGAAAUGACGAAAUUACGUGUGAUAUCCACGUAAUCACGAAAGACGAAGUAUAAAGACCGCUGAAGCUCACACAGGGCGGGAGGUGCUAACAUGGAUCUUUCACAGAGGAGACCGCUGUUCGAACCCCGAGUGAAAUGAGAAUAUAAGGUUUAUUUGUCACGCAACAUGCCGACUUCAGUAAUGGCACUUCCGCGCUUAUUUCAACCCAAACAACGAACUUAACCUAACUGUGAAGAUGGAAGACUUUCGUAGGAAAACGUAACUUGUUAAUGCACUGGCUAACCCUUAAUAAUUUGUGUGUGUGUGUGUGUGUGAUGUAAGAGUUUGUGUACUACUUGGUUAGGUUUAGGAAAAUAUCUUGGUUUGGGUUGAAAUAAGUACGUUUGUUACCCAGUUUAAGUUGCGGGCAUGAAUAAAGUAUGUAAAUUACAAUAAAUCAGCUUAACGCACAAUAACUUGGUUUCAGACGUACAUAAACCGCGGUCUCCUGGGUGAAAGUCCUGUUUGUUUGAGCCAUCCAUCCUCCCCGAACUCCAACUUUAUUGUAAAUCACCUGACUUCGUCCUUUAAUCCCGUCAUCACUUCCUGGCGUGUCCAACACGGACGCUAGAGUGGUGAGUGGAGCGUCGUAGUCUGAAUUAAAGCAGUGUUCUUACUCCCGACUCGUCGGUGGUGUCAAAGUUAUGGAGAACAAAAUAAGAUUAAAAACCAAGUAUCCAGGGGCUUUUAAAAGACACAAUAUUACAAGAAACUGUUUAGAUAAAACCUGUCUUCUACAUUCUGAAAGCAAUUUAAAGCAACUAGUUCUUGCACAAUAACUACAUGCUACUGUUUGCAAUCCCAUAUUUUGAUUAAAGCUAAUUAGCAAACAUUAGCAUGCUAGCGGCCCUAACGGAGAUGGUGAACAUGCUAGCAUCAUGACAGCAUGCUCAUCUAAUCUGAGUGAAAUCAGAUUGUUGUAAAAUAAAUUUUAGUUGUUUUCUCAUGCAGGUGUUGAGUGUGCCAGAUGAACCAUUAGUUGUUGUGACGUCCUACCAAUAGUUUAAGAAAAAAAAAAGUGUUGAUAUAUAAAAUAUAUAAUUGUAAUAUAUUUAUUCCACUUGGAUUGUAUAUUCUUUCUAUAUAUUCAGUGUUUUUAUUAUUUGUAGGAUUAUUAAAGCUACUGUUCAAAGUGGUCACUGUGUUUAAACAUGUGUUUUGUGUAUUAUUUAUUAUUAUUCAGAAGUGUAUUUGCAUUCAUGUCUGAUUAUAUUGAGUUAGUUUUAAAGUGUAACUAGUGGCUCAUGCAUUUAUUUUGACAAUAGUUCAUUCAUUAACCAUCAUCCACCUGGUUUGUAUAUUUUCUCUAUUUUUCCUUGUGAAGUCGACACACACACACACACACACGGCGUGUCGUUGUCGGAGCAGAUUUCCCUCGUCUUCUGAGCGGUCCUCUGUUACCGUGGAAACGACAGAACAGCUUGGACGGAGGGUGGGAGAUGGCGACGAAAGAGGAAGUUCUGAGGAAAAGUGAGAUGGAGGAAAGGUGGGAGGAGGCGAGGAAGGACAGACUUGUGAAGGGUCAGAGCGGUUUAGGGCUGAAGCAGAGAGAGGUUUGAGGGAUAGACCUGAGUGAAGGAAAGAUCACACGAGAGGUUUAGGAGGGAGGAAAGGUUACAAAGGAGGUAGUAGAAAUGAAAGUAUAGUAAAUGGGGGAGGGGCAGAACGGAGAGACAUUUUGGGGAGAAAAGGAGAAAGAAACAGUGAGUCAGAUUAUUUAAUAUAACUAAAGAUUAAAGACAAACGGUAAACUCAUCUCAAUUACAUAUAAUUCACAAGGUUUUUCCUCACAAUUUAUUUUUUUAACAAAAGGAGUUUGAAGACAAAAUAGGCCGGGAAACAUUAUUCCAUUAUUUUUCAGGCAAAAAAAUCUACAAAAUAUAUUUUGGAGUCGAUCCCAGCCGACAUUGGGCGAAGGCAGGGUACACCUGGACAGGUUGCCAGUUUAUCGCAGGGCACAUGUAGAGACAGACAAACAUUCACGCUCAUAUUUACUCCUACGGGCAAUUUUGAGUCUCCAAAUAACCUAAGCUGCAUGUCUUUGGACUGUGGGAGGGAACCCACGCUGCUACCGGGAG